Molecule: messenger RNA, 2425 nt
Organism: Bactrocera latifrons
Lineage: Eukaryota; Metazoa; Arthropoda; Insecta; Diptera; Tephritidae
Product: galactosylgalactosylxylosylprotein 3-beta-glucuronosyltransferase P
Exons: 6
Coding region: 196-1740 (514 amino acids)
Biological process (GO): carbohydrate metabolic process; chondroitin sulfate proteoglycan biosynthetic process
Cellular component (GO): Golgi membrane
Molecular function (GO): galactosylgalactosylxylosylprotein 3-beta-glucuronosyltransferase activity
Source: RefSeq, a predicted model, not a curated record
AAUUAAACAAAUUUUGAAUAUUAUAUAUAAAAUAAUAAUUUUUAUUAAUAACCAUAACUAAUGAGUUAAAUAAUACGACGGCGUCCAACACAGGCAAACACAAAUACAUAUACUACAUUGCAACAAUAUUGGACACACACAAACACCAGCAAUACAUUGCUAAAUAACCGCUUAAAAUAAAAUACGUACAUAGAAAUGUUCAAAAAAGGCGAAAAGAUGGCGUUAGCAAAAUCAUUAAAAAUGUUUCUCACCAUAUUCGUGGCGACCACCUGCAUCUACAUGGUGCUGUAUCAGUAUCAUCUGUCGCGAGAGCCAAUAACGCAGCCAAAAUAUAUUAAGAACAAGGAUAUUUUAGCCGAUGCGGAUGUCGUUGCUAUCGCUCGCAAAUAUAACUCAUAUUUAUGGUCACCAAUGUCGCUAUUUAGUGCGCGACAACCACAACAGCAACAACAAGUGCAAACACCAGAAGCACAAACACAACUAUCAAUCAGCGAGAGGCAAUCAGAUGCAACGUCGAGUGAGUCGGUAACAACAGCACCCGCGGCAAAGRAAAGAAAAUCAACAGCAUUAACAGUUAGAGYAGCUGCACAACCGUUAUCAUCACCAUUACAAGCCACAACACGGCAUAAUAUUUCCACAUCAAACUCAUCUUCAUCAUUCGUAUCAGUCACACCCMCAUCCAYAAAAACACACACAUUGUCAGCAAGCGUGACGUCAGCACGUUUGUUGAACGCCUCGCUCGGCAGCGCGCGUCAGCAGUUUAUUGCGCAAAAUGUUGCAGCGGUUGAUAGUUUGAGGAAGCGCUCAACAUCACUUGCUACUUUGAAUAGCACAACAAAUGCGAGRACAACAACAAAAACGACAACAACAGUUCGUACAAUAGCCACAACGCAUGCGGUUGAAAAUGCUGCAAACUCAACGCUGCCGAAUGCGCGCAUUGUGACGCGUCCAGCUGUCGGCAUGACUGCCAAUGACACAAUAGCGCUACCCCCACCACUGUACAUUAUUACACCGACUUACCGUCGCGCCGAGCAAUUGGCGGAAUUGACACGACUCGGCUACACGCUGAAGCAUGUGGUGAAUUUGCUGUGGCUCGUGAUUGAGGAUGCGAAUCAAACGUCGCCGCUGGUGAUACACACACUUAAUCGCAUUGGUGUGCCUUAUGAGUACUUUUUGGCACCCAUGCCGGAUGAGUAUAAAAAUACGAAAAAGGCUAAACCACGUGGUGUUUCGAAUCGAAAUCGCGGUCUGGAUUAUAUACGCGCUAAUGCGACCAGUGGCGUCUUCUACUUCGCGGAUGAUGAUAACACUUAUGACAUCUCGAUUUUUGAGCAGAUGCGCUACACGCAAAAGGUUUCAAUGUGGCCCGUCGGCUUGGUUACAAAGUUUGGCGUGAGUACGCCAAUCAUACGUGAUGGCAAGAUAACAGGUUUCUACGAUGGUUGGAUAGGCGGACGUAAGUUCCCCGUUGAUAUGGCCGGUUUUGCGGUGAGUGUGAAAUUUUUACAUGAACGACCCAAUGCGAAAAUGCCCUUCAAAGCGGGCUAUGAAGAGGAUGGCUUCCUGAAGAGUUUAGCGCCACUGAAUCUCACGGAUAUCGAGCUGUUGGCCUCCAAUUGCACAGAGAUCUUAACGUGGCAUACGCAAACGAAGAAGAACGCCAAUGCAUCGCCGUUGAAUCUGACAUUACAUGGCGAUACGAAUUUAGUGUCCUUAAAUAAAUUCUUAGUGCGUACGUAAAAUGUAUGGAAUGUACAAAAUUGUGUUGAUUUGCUAAUGCCUCAAUGGCGUGCCGCAAAUGUGCUGUGGCGUGAAUCCUUAACCAAAGCUUAGUUAAACAAAUGCAGACUCUGUAUAGAAGCGUCAACUAAUUUUCUGCAAAUAACUGCGCAAAACGAUUUUAUUUUUGAAAACGGAAUUUUGACUGUGUCGCUACUUGUCUACUAUAUAUCUAUAUGCAUACAUUUAAGUUUUAUUUAUAAAGCGUGAUUUUAAUGAAUAGAAUGAGCACAAAAGGCAUACAACUUGUAUAAUAAUUAGUUAGGAGCUUACAAUUUGUACAGUUAUCCUGUUUCAUAUAAUACUAUUUUUACCAAAGCAUAUUAAGUCACAAAUUAUAAAUAAGUUGCUGCAUAAUAUAUGUAUACGUGUAUCUAGCUGUAAUCCUUACAGCGAAAUGUCAAAUGCAUAAGGCGCUUUAUUAAAUAUCUUAUUUUGUUAAGUUUAGUUAUUAUAAUUUAUGUUUAGUUGAAUAUUUUAAGUGAUAAUACUGCUGUGUCGGGUAAAUUUACUAUUUACUACUAUAUGUGACUAUUGUCGCAUACAUAUAUUUGAUUUACGCUUAGUUUUGUAAGAUACUCAAUAAUAUUGUCCAUAAGCUCAAAUUCCAAAAUAUUUGUUAAAUAAACCAAUAUUGUCAAAAGAA